Molecule: messenger RNA, 1188 nt
Organism: Ilex paraguariensis (yerba mate)
Lineage: Eukaryota; Viridiplantae; Streptophyta; Magnoliopsida; Aquifoliales; Aquifoliaceae
Source: the annotation of a GenBank genome assembly
AUGAAGGUGAUAGAGAAGAUCCGUGAGGCUGCGAAGGAGGACAAGGUGGUGUUCUCGUUCGAAUUCUUCCCACCGAAGACCGAAGAUGGUGUAGACAACCUAUUCGACAGAAUGGAGAGAAUGGUGGUUCACGCCCCUGCGUUCUGCGACAUCACUUGGGGCGCCGGUGGUUCCACCGCAGAUCUGACACUGGAGAUAUCCAAUCGUAUGCAGAACAUAGUGUGCGUGGAGACCAUGAUGCAUCUCACCUGCACCAACAUGCCCGUGGAGAAGAUCGACAACGCCCUCAACACCAUCAAGUCCAAUGGGAUUCAGAACGUCCUCGCACUCCGUGGCGACCCACCUCACGGCCAGGACAAGUUUGUGCAGGUCGAGGGUGGCUUUGCUUGUGCUCUUGAUCUGGUGAAGCAUAUCCGCUCCGAAUAUGGGGACUACUUUGGUGUAACGGUUGCUGGUUAUCCAGAGGCGCAUCCUGAUGUCAUACAGAGUAAUGGUUUGGCUACACCAGAGGCAUACCGGAAUGACCUUGCUUAUCUCAAGAGAAAGGUUGAUGCUGGAGCAGAUCUUAUUGUCACUCAACUUUUCUAUGAUACAGAUAUUUUCCUCAAAUUUGUGAAUGACUGUCGUGAACUUGGAAUAUCUUGUCCCAUUGUUCCAGGCAUUAUGCCCAUAAACAACUAUAAGGGCUUCCUCCGCAUGACUGGUUUUUGCAAAACAAAGGUACCAUCUGAGAUUACCGCUGCCUUGGAACCCAUCAAGGAUAAUGAAGAAGCUGUCAGAGCCUAUGGAGUUCACCUUGGAACUGAAAUGUGCAAGAAGAUUUUGGCUAGUGGGAUUAAGACAUUGCAUCUUUAUACGUUAAACAUGGAGAAAUCAGCAUUGGCAAUAUUAAUGAAUCUUGGACUAAUCGAAGAGUCUAAAAUUUCAAGGUCCUUGCCAUGGAGACGGCCUACAAAUGUUAAUCGUGUUAAAGAAGAUGUUCGACCAAUAUUCUGGGCUAAUCGUCCCAAAAGCUACAUAGCAAGGACUAUAGGUUGGGAGCAAUACCCACAUGGACGAUGGGGUGAUUCUCGUAAUGCAUCAUAUGGAACACUAUCUGAUUAUCAGGUGACGAAGACUGACAAGUGUACGAAUGAAAUACACAAGCACACACCUCUUAGAGAAGUCAACAAUUUUGGCUUUGGCUAA